Molecule: messenger RNA, 1185 nt
Organism: Capronia coronata CBS 617.96
Lineage: Eukaryota; Fungi; Ascomycota; Eurotiomycetes; Chaetothyriales; Herpotrichiellaceae
Exons: 1
Coding region: 1-1185 (394 amino acids)
Biological process (GO): retrograde vesicle-mediated transport, Golgi to endoplasmic reticulum
Cellular component (GO): endoplasmic reticulum; SNARE complex
Molecular function (GO): SNAP receptor activity
Source: RefSeq, a predicted model, not a curated record
AUGUCUGCUUCUCUAACACAACGACUGCAGACCCUCGCAGAUGCGCAUAGAGAGACUCUAAAUCUGAUCCAUGAACUGCGAAAGUUCUCUCCCACCUCAUAUAGUCCCGAAGACCCAGAAGACCGGCGAGUCGAACUUGCGACCGAGAUUCAUGACAACCUGAGAGAACAAGAAGAUACGCUAGAAAUCUUGAGGCAGGAACUCGAGGACGAUGCGGUACCGGCACAUCGGCGUGAUCCUAUUCAUAGAGGACAAAGAGACAGCGAGCACGAGCGGAACGCAGACUUACUGGCCCGGCUUGAGGAGGACUUGAAGAUCGCCAGGGUCGAUUUCAGACGAGCCCAGCUCGAAGCGAAAAGGAAUCUCGAGAAGGAGAAGAGAAAACAAAGGGAGCAGCUAUUCACAGAUCGGAAGAACGAUGGGCAUCCUCGGAUGCGCCCUACGCACGAGAAGUUGACGCAAGAUGAGCUCGCCGUGCGCGCGGCGGACGAUGUUACCAUGGCACUACGACGUGUGCAUAACCAACUGGAGGGAGAGCUAGCGCAGUCACAAUUUGCGCAGCAGACACUAGAAGAGAGUCAACAAGCCCUCGAAUCUCUUACCGAGAGUUACUCGGGGACGACCGACUUGUUGAAGGCUUCUCGAGGCUUCGUCACUCAGCUGGUACGCAGCACCAAGUCAGACACCUGGUUUUUGAAGAGCUCCUUCUAUUUACUGGCCGUGACGAUAUGUUGGCUUUUCUACAGAAGAAUCUUGUAUGGACCUAUGAUGCUGUUCAUCUGGUGGCCGAUACGGAUCCUGUUGUGGUCUCUAUCAGGUCUGGGGUCGGCCAUUCUUGGUCGGCCAGAUAUUGCACCAUCGUUUGCUAAAGCUCCAUCCUUGUCGAUAUCGAUGCCUGGAACGAAGGCAAACGGAAUGCCGACGCUCAAUCCAAAGAUGCGGUCGCAGAGAGUGGAAUUACCGGCCAAAGGUGCGGGAUGGGACAGACGACCUGCUCAGCCAUCAGUCAAUGCGGACAGUAUUCUCGAGAAGGUCGGCCGCAUGAUUGAAGAGACAAGCACUACUGUUGACUAUAUGGCAGAAGGGCAAGAGAAAGAGAAGGCGCAAGACGAACAGCCCCGGAAUUCUUUGAAGCGAAUGAUGGAAGUGGAGGUGGAAACCGCCACAACGAGGGAUGAAUUAUAG